AUGAAGCUUGACAAAUUUUUCGAACGGUAUAAUAUUCAUAUUUCUCCAUUGCAGAUUGAUCGCUGUUCGUCUGACGAUGGUGUGAUGCCGAUCUCUGAUGCGGCCGAAACCGCCGACAAAACCGCCCCAGUCGCCGAUUCAACCGCUCCAGCCGCCGAUUCAACCACCCCAGCCACCGAUUCAACCACCGCAACCACUGAUCCAGCCACCGCGACCACUGAUCAACCACCUCCGGCCGAUGAUGGAAAACCAUCGACGUUCUCCAAGUGUAAAGAGGAGGUGUAUAAGUCGCUAACGACCAUUCGCAGGGGCGCUGGUAUGUUUCUGAAGGGUUUUGGACAGGCCGCAUUAAGCGUGAUGGGCGCCUUGGUUGGCGUGUUUAAUGGUCUACUCAAGAUAACCGCGACCACUGGGGACACGGUGGCCACUGGCGUAAAUUUAGUGAACAACGCUGCUGGAAGCAUCGUACUAGUGCGCGACGUGACUGGUGGAGCGGCCACACUAGCCACCGGCCUGGCCACCACGAACCGCAUAAACUCAGAAUUCAUAAUCGAGAAUCGUGAGAAGCUAAUUGAUACGUUGGAUAAAGGCCUGGACAACUACCAUCCUGAGUCCGAGGGUGGUGCAGAUGGCAAAUCGACUGACACGACCGCCGCCGCCGCCGCCGCCGCCGCAACACCAACAACUAACGAAGACGCCCAAGCGACCACUGCCGAAGCUGCACCAGCGGCGACACCUCCGGUCCAAUCAUAG
Molecule: messenger RNA, 753 nt
Organism: Macrosiphum euphorbiae (potato aphid)
Lineage: Eukaryota; Metazoa; Arthropoda; Insecta; Hemiptera; Aphididae
Source: the annotation of a GenBank genome assembly